This is a messenger RNA of Cylas formicarius (sweet potato weevil), 4897 nucleotides long. RefSeq names its product ATP-binding cassette sub-family C member 4-like. Gene Ontology annotation, molecular function: ATP binding; ATP hydrolysis activity; ABC-type transporter activity. The transcript is spliced from 11 exons. The coding region runs from base 575 to 4351 and encodes 1258 amino acids. Gene Ontology annotation, cellular component: membrane. Gene Ontology annotation, biological process: transmembrane transport. The record is from RefSeq and is a predicted model, not a curated record. Lineage: Eukaryota; Metazoa; Arthropoda; Insecta; Coleoptera; Brentidae.
AACUUUCUGUAAUUAAUCGUCUUUGCUGUACUUGAUGUGAAACUCUGAUGACUGUAAUAACAACUGGUCCGUGUAUAAUUGUAUCGACAAAAUUUAGUGGAUGUUUCCUGCGAGUCAAUUCAGGGAUGUGUUUCAAGAGAAUCAGUUAAUAUGGAACAUAAGUGAUAUGCAGCAUAGCACAGAAAGAUGAUUCUAGUUAGUUCUUUAUCAAUAAACGCGACCAAAACAAAAGCAAAUAAGACGAAACUAAUUUUUAAAGUUUUUAAAGCGACACAGUAAAAUUCUAACACAGACUCAUCCAAAUUCUAUGCUGCAGAUUUAGAGAAAAUAUAAAUAAUAUUUAUAUUUAAAAUCGUUGCUGCAGAAGAAGGUUUUAGGUGAAGUUAAAGAACCUCAUAACUGGCUUUCGUAGUUUUUCAUCAUCAUUUUAUCACUGUGUGUGUCCCAAAUGAUGCAUCAAAUGCCGGAGAUGUACCAAAGAUGUACAAUUUACUGUGGAUGUACAUGGACUACUAAUGCAAUACGGUAGUGCGAAAAAUGAUUCAGUGCUCUACGGACGGAAAAGCUACGGAACAUGGAUCAGGAAGACCGACAAGUUAAGAAGAAGAACCCAAGAGAAGGUGCCUCGUUCCUUUCCAUCAUCACAUUUUGCUUUACAUUUCCGAUAUUACGUAAAGGAUGGAAGAAAGAUAUAUCUGAAGCGGAUAUCUACAAAGUACUUCCCAAAUACAAGUCCGAAGAUUUAGGAGACAAACUCGAAUCCCAAUGGGUAAAAGACACAAAAAUCAAGCAAAAACCGUCGAUAACGAAGUGUUUGGUGAAAUGUUACAUAAAGUAUUACAUGUUUUUGGGAGUUGUACAGUUGUGUAUGAAAACUGCAUUUGUGUUACUCCAACCCAGGGCUGUCUCAAAGUUUAUCGCCUACUUCAGCCCAGCUCAGACGUCGAUCUCUAAAGCCGAUGUAUACGGAUACGCUUUUAUGGUGAUAGGCAUCAAUCUCAUAAAUUGCAUCUACAAUCAUAAUUUUCAACAAUGGGUCGCUGAAUACUCAUUAACAAUCAGAACGUCUCUAUGUUCUUUGGUCUACAGGAAAGCCUUAAAAUUGAGUCCGACUGCAUUUUCCGAACCCGCCAUGGGCAAAGUGGUGACGAUGAUCACAAAGGACGUGUUCUCUAUAGAUGGCGCGCUACCCUUUUUGAACGACAUGUGGAUAGGUUUGAUCCAAACCAUCGUUGUGACGUUCGUUUUAUACAGAAAGAUCGGGAGUUCGGUAUUUGUGGGUAUCGGAUUCUUCUUGCUUGUUAUACCGAUUCAAACUUUUUGUGCAAGAAAAGGUGCACUGAAUCGUUUAAAAGCUGCCAAGAAAACUGAAGAGAGGAUUCAACUGGUGCAAGAAACAUUGAGUGCUAUAAAAAUUAUCAAAAUGUAUACGUGGGAGAAGUAUUUCGAAAAACUCAUCAACGCCGCGAGAAUAAAGGAAACGUCAAGGCUCAGAAUCAUCUACUACUUAAAAGCGCUCAUUCUAACCCUGGGAGGCUUAACCAUGAAGGUUGCCGUUUAUCUAGUCAUUAUCACAUACACUCUGACCGGUUAUCAAGCAACAGCCGAAAUGAUAUUUUUUAUUCAACAAUCAUUCGUCGUGCUGAAAUCCUGUAUCACGACGUCCAUACCGAUGGGCGUGAGUCAUAGUGCCGAAUUAGUUGCUUCGCUGAAACGAAUUCAGGCUUAUUUAACUGCCGAUGAGUUCGUCCCGAAGGAUAACUCCAAGUCGGUAGCAACGCAUCCGAGAAUUUACUUGAACAAGGUGUCGAUGCACAUCAAAGAUAAAGAAAUUCUUAAAUCUGUAUCGUUGGAUAUAGAAAAGGGACUGCUAAUUGUAUCGGGUAACGUCGGAAGUGGGAAAAGUUCCCUUUUACAAACCAUCAUCAAUGAAUACCCUAUCUCUGGCGGCGAGCUAAUCGUCAAGGGAACGAUUUCUUACGCUCCGGAAGAACCAUGGUUGUUUCCGUCCACCAUUAAACAAAACAUCCUAUUCGGACAGCCGUACAACGAGCAACGAUACUACGAAGUGCUAAAAGCUUGCGCACUAACUUACGAUAUAAAUCAGUUUGAAAAAGUCGACAAUACUGUAAUCGGAGAUAAAGGAAUCAACCUGAGUAGAGGUCAGCAAGCUAGAAUAAGCUUGGCUAGAGCCGUGUACAAGGACAGCGAUAUUUACUUGCUAGAUGACUGUCUGUCGGCCCUAGAUGGCGAAGUCAAUAAACACGUGUUUCGAGAGUGCAUAAGACAUUUUCUAAAAGACAAGAUCUGUAUUUUGGUGACCAACAACAUAAACAAUAUCAAGUACGUUCCCAAUAGCAAUUUACUUUACAUGGAGAAUGGAAUGACGCUAGACUUGGUGCAGCAAAAGGAAUCUUUGGAUAAAAGGAUCACCUAUUACAUUGACGAAGACGGUAAUUAUCCAAUCGAAGACAGCGACGUUGAAGCGGAAACUAACGUUGAUGAAGACGCGACCGAAAGCGAUCAGUUGUUGAGGCAACGAAACUCUGAGCCAAAUAGAAAUAUGUACCACGAAGAAGCGAAAACCGGAAAGGUGUUGUUGAAGAAUUACGUGUCCUAUUACAAGUACGCUGGCGGUAUUUUGGUUUUACUGUUUAUGAUAAUACUAUUCGUGACGUGCCAAAUUACAGUCUCCUAUGCAGAUAAGCUCGUCAGCGUUUGGGUGAAUGUCGAAGCAAAGCUGACAAAAUUCCAAAUAAAAAACCAAACCGAUUCGGACGAAUACGCCAGUACCGUACUAAAAAGGGAUCGAAUGCUGAACCUGUAUACUAUAAUGAUUAUUGUGAGUACCGGAUUAAGCCUCGUAAGGGCGUUCUCGAAUUUUUAUUUUUGCACCAAAGCGGGAAGAAACCUCCACAGGGUACUAGUAGAGGGCGUUGUAAACGCUUACAUGUCGUUCUUCGACAAUCACUUUAUCGGUAACGUGGUAAACAGGGUAGCGAAAGAUAUGCACACGAUCGACGAAGCCGUCCCAUUUGUUAUCUACGAAAAUCUGAGGUCGUUCUUCCUCAUUAUCGCCACCAUGGUGCUGAUCGUAUCGGUCAAUCUAAUAUUUCUGGUCCCGGCUGCUUUUCUUUUUUUGAUACUAUACGUAAUUCAACGAUUUUACAUGCCAACGGGUAGAAGCAUCAAGAGAUUGGAGGCAGCGACAAGGAGUCCAAUGGUUGGAUAUGUCAACGCAUCACUGGAAGGGAUCACCACGGUGAGAGCAUGCGAACAAGAGAAACUGCUUAAAUACGAAUUCGACAGACACCAGGAUGUAUACACGUCCGUAUUUUACAUGAACAUAACCACAGUCAGAUGGUUCGCAUUCGUGUUGGACCUUUCCUGUACGGCGUUCAUCGCCGUAGUCGUUCUGAAGUUUGCAAUAUUUUCAGAGGGAACUUUGGGAGGAGACGUAGGACUAGCAGUUACCCAAGCGAUGAUCCUAACCGGCCUUUUACAGUGGUCCAUUCGCCAAGCAGCGGAAAUGGAAAAUACCAUGACAUCAGUGGAAAGGAUUCUCGAAUACGCGGAAACAGAUACCGAAAAAAAAACGGGACAGGUAUUCACCGACUGGCCCCGGAACGGUAGUAUUAAAUAUAAAAACGUCCGACUUUCAUAUAAAACAACUGGGGAGGUAGCUCUAAAAGACAUAACUUUCGAAAUUCAAGGAGGAAGCAAGAUCGGUAUAGUGGGUCGCACCGGCGCAGGAAAAUCGUCCAUCAUUUCGACGCUGUUUAGGUUGUAUGAUUUCGAGGGUCAUAUAUUUAUCGACGGGGAAGACAUUAAAAGUCUGGACUUGGAAUUUUUGCGCUCCAAGAUCGGAAUUAUUCCCCAAGAUCCCAUUCUCUUUUCCGGAACGAUCAGAACUAACAUCGAUCCAUUGAACAAGUACACGGAUUCGGAAAUUUGGCUGGCAAUUGAAAAAGUCCAACUGAAAAAUCUAGUAACUGGGCUGGAUCAACCAGUAACCAACGGUGGCCAAAGUUAUAGUUCAGGUCAAAGGCAGCUGUUGUGUUUGGCAAGAGCCUUGAUCAGCAAUAACAAAAUCGUCGUUUUGGAUGAAGCUACGGCCAAUAUGGACCCGCAAACUGACGCGUCGUUGCAAAAAACGAUCAAGGAAUGUUUCGCGCAGUGUACCGUGUUAACCAUAGCGCAUAGACUAAACACUUUUAUACAAGCCGAUAAGGUGUUGGUAGUCGACGGUGGCAGGAUCGUCGAAUUUGACGAACCUACCGUUCUUCUUGGAAAUAGAGACGGUGCCUUCUACAGAAUGAUGAAAGAAGUAGGGACUGUUAACUUUUUGUAAAUUAACUUUAUUUUUUUACGCUUCUUUGUAGAGAGGAAUUAUAUUAUAUAUUUGAAACGUGUUUCUUCUUUUUACGCAAGGUGAUCUGCAGCAUGUUUCUUAUUUAAAAUUCUAUAAAACUUCAGAAUGACCUUAUAGCAGUCACAUACUUUAAAUUUUACUUGAUCUCUUUUGCUCCCCUAAGUUGCAAAAUUAACAGUCCAUGUAAACUCGGUAUUUUAAAGAAAAUUAGAAAACAUCUCAAAAAUUUAUGUUUUCAUUAAUGUUUCCUUUCCAUCAGGCAGGGGGAUACUAUCUCUCCCAAAUUAUUUGCGACAGUGCUGGAAUAUGCUUUUAAGGAACUGGAUUGGGAUAAAAGGGAUACAUAUUAAAGGCAAAUACCUGAGUCAUUUGCGAUUUGCCGAUGAUUGAUGACACAGCCGAAAGUUUAAAUGAAGAAUCGAAAUGACGAAACAACUAAAACCAGUAAUAGAAAAAAAUGACGACCAAUAUAUACACGAUCAAAAAACGGUGCCUUUUUCUAUCGUCUGGGUAGCUUGUUUGAAU